AUGGAAAAACAGGCCAGAAAGCAUGCGGAUGUGUCGCCAGCUGGUGGUGGCAGGAACACGCCUUCUGUGCUAGGCGGUGGCCAGAACAACUUUGUCAGAGCCAAAAAGCACCCGCUCAAGAAAAAGGAAAGGGAUAGUGAAAUGAUGAUAAGGCAGCCACGGAGCGAAAUGUUUAGCACUGAUCACGAAAUGUUCUUGCAGGCUUUUGAAAAGCCGACUCAAAUUUAUCGAUUUCUUCAGGCGAAAAACAGUCUACAGCCCAUUUUUCUGCAUCGCAAUCUGUCCUACAUGCGCCACCGCAUGUCCCGAUCUCACAAAUCCCGACAGUCUUUCAAAAUCGAUUCGAUGUUAGCGCAAAAGAUGGCUAAAUUACGCAACGAGAAAUCCAACGGUCUGACGAUCUCUAACGGCUACCUCAAGCUUUUGUUUCUUGGAUUUUUUGAUGAAAAAAAUCAAACGAAUCGGAACAGUGUUGACAAUAAUGGAAUCGUAUUGCCGCUGAAAAACUCGUUUGUCGAUGACGAAGAGAGGACAGAUUGCGACUAUAAGUGCGUGCAGGUGGAAACAAAUCUACUCAAAAUAGCGCAUACCAAACGGAAGGAUGUGUCGGCCACCCAGAUGCAGCUAACCGUUGGCAAGUCGCAGGUGCUGGUAAAUCCGAAGACCGAUCCGCUGAUAUCCGCCGACAGCAGUAUUGACGAAAAACCGGCGGUAGUGAGCAUCCCAACUGAUUCGUUCAACACGACUGGCGCGGCGAAUCAUGUUACCGGCCCGCAGGUUUCCUUCAUACUGCGCUUCCGUGUGCACUAUACGGUUCCAGGGUGCAUGUCGAAUAGUACUAACGGGUGCUAUUUGACGAAUGGAGCGGUGAAAGAAGAAGAAGAGGAACCGUCGGCCAAGCGGCAGAAGUUACACAGCCACAGCAAGCUAUACAGCACGGAACUGGCUAUUAUUGACAAUAGCGGCCAUUGCUUGUUGAAGGAGGCUGACUAUGAGCUGGCGGCGCAGGAAAUAAUAUCGCAGCAGAAAACGAUGGCCGCGAAAUAUGGAUCGCCUAUCAAGAACCGCUUCUGGGCAUCACUACCAGAAGCGUACGAUAUACUGUCGACGGAAGACUGUAAACCCGAAGUACCACCGACCAACGAGGACUUUAUAGAUCGCUACGAAAAAAUGAUCAAGCCCUUUCUUAAAGUUCGGCUACAGUGGACUAAAGAACCACCGCGGGGCUUUGAUGGCUUAUCCAUUGGACACGCAGGAUGCAACGUCGGCACGGGAGAUGCCAUGGGGAUGGGGUACAGCGACAAGGAAAACCACAAACCGAUUUCUUUGGCGAUGGAAUCAUACAAAAAGGGACUGAAUAUCAACAUUAACAACAAUAGCAUCCUGACACCAGCUGCGGCUUCUGGAAUCAUGGACUCUAUUGGAAACUCAUCCAACUCGGGUGGAGCUGGCGUAACUGAAGACGAAUCGAUGGACGUAAAGCCGAUUCGGCCCAAGUUAGAACCAUCACCAUCAGACGAAACCGUCGUGCCUACAGCUGAUGUCGGUAGCACAGAGAAAGAAGCCGAAUCGAAGCGGGUUAUUUAUUACUUCAUCUACAACAACUACUCACGCCAGCAGACGGAAAACGAUGGCGAAUAUAGAUGCCCCUGGUGCCGGUUGAGUUGCGGCGUGUUGUACUCCUUGCUGAAGCACCUGAAGCUGUGCCAUGCACGGUUCAAUUUCAACUACGUGCCCAUCCCGAAUGGUGCGCGCAUCGACAUAACGGUCAACGAGCUUUACGAUGGUUCCUAUAAUGGGUCACCGCAUGAUCUGUUAGCUCCCUCGUUAUGCUACGAGCUGCGUGGGCCACUUCGUCGUACGGUUGUCACAAAUCUGCUCGUUUGUCGACCGCGACGCCAGAAGCCAAGUCUCACGGAAUUUAUCGAUAACGAUGAGACCGAAUUCGACAGCCAAAGGCCGUACAUAACUGGUCACAGUAGAAUGUACCAUCACACCAUGACUUGCCUACCAGUGUACCCACGGGAACUGGAUGUUGAUUCCGAGGGCGAAAGCGAUCCGCUCUGGUUGCAACACAAAACGAUGCAGUUGAUCGACGAAUUUACCGACGUCAACGAAGGUGAGAAAGAACUAAUGAAGAUGUGGAAUCUACACGUCAUGAAGUACGGCUAUGUCGGUGACUGCCAGAUACCGAUCGCGCUGGAGAUGUUUGUCGAACGUCGAGGACGCGAGCUGAUCGCGCGCAACCUUUACCGCAACUUUGUGCUGCACAUGUGCUCAAUGUUCGACUUUGGGCUGGUGUCAGCGGAGGUUAUGCAGCGUAUCACACGAAAGCUAAAGAAAAUGUCGGUGAACGAUUCGGAAUUGCAACAGGCAAUGAAAGAAUCGCGAACGGAGCAAAUGAGCUACUGGAACAAUGUCACCGUGCAUAAACAGCAGACCGUGAAGGCGGAAACAAGGAACGGCUGCGGAGACAGAACGGCAGGCGCAGGCGCAAGCACGUCCACCUCUAGCGGCUCGCUGUCCUACCAUCUACACAAGGCUGGUCACGGGGGCAGCGGUGGUGCAUCAACAUCCAAUGCUGGAAAUGGACCACAGCGGAAGGUCAAACCGUCAAUGACGCCAAUGAAAAACAUGGAUCCUGCAGGCACCCAUUUGUCGCAGCUGCAGCGAAAACGUUCACUAAACUGAUUCUGACUCUAGCCUGAUUCCGGCCUCAGUUGAGAAGCGAAGCGGGAUUUUCACGUAGUGUUAGCAGUAGGUGGUACAAGUAGCGCACGAAAUGGGAAUGAAAUGGAAGAGAGA
Anopheles nili is the source of this 2805-nucleotide messenger RNA. RefSeq names its product polycomb protein suz12-B (gene Su(z)12). Gene Ontology annotation, molecular function: chromatin DNA binding. Bases 1 to 2691 code for a protein of 896 amino acids. The record is from RefSeq and is a predicted model, not a curated record. The transcript is spliced from 6 exons. Gene Ontology annotation, cellular component: nucleus; ESC/E(Z) complex. Lineage: Eukaryota; Metazoa; Arthropoda; Insecta; Diptera; Culicidae.